Cladophialophora immunda is the source of this 1179-nucleotide messenger RNA. RefSeq lists its product as uncharacterized. The record is from RefSeq and is a predicted model, not a curated record. The transcript is spliced from 5 exons. Gene Ontology annotation, cellular component: cytoplasm. Lineage: Eukaryota; Fungi; Ascomycota; Eurotiomycetes; Chaetothyriales; Herpotrichiellaceae. Gene Ontology annotation, molecular function: 2-oxoglutarate-dependent dioxygenase activity. Bases 1 to 1179 code for a protein of 392 amino acids.
AUGGCACCCCCAGCAGCUGACGUGGACCUGUACUCGCACACGAGCUCGGGGCCCAUCCCCAUCACCAAGGUCAAUGCCCAAAGCACCCUCAAGGAGCCACUCAAGUACUCGGGAUCGCUGGACCAGUAUAAAUCGUUCGACGUCACAAAGGUCAUCGGCAGGGAGUUCCCCGACCUGCAGCUGAGCCAGAUCCUGCACGACGACACAAAGAUCCGUGACUUGGCCAUCACAGGUGUGUACCCAAAAGCUCUCUGUUGUCGUUGGUUUGGUGGUCAGGCAAGUCUAAUGGCCGGCUCGCACGCAGUGUCUCAACGAGGCGUCGUUUUCUUCCGCAACCAGGACCUCAACAUCGAGGAUCAGAAGAUCUUGGGCCAGAAGCUCGGCGAGCUCACGGGGAAGCCCGAGACGUCCAAGCUCCAUCGUCAUGCUUUGAGCAACAGCAAGCGCGGCAUCGCCGUGGACGAGAACGGGAAACUCGACGACGAAGUGUCCGUCAUCUCGUCCGAACAAAACCGCAAGUUCUACAAGGACCGCUUCUCCGCCCAGUCCAAGGUGCUGGCCAGCCAAGGAUGGCACGCCGACAUCACCUUUGAGCGCAUCCCGUCCGACUACGCCAUCCUCAAGAUCAUCAAGAAGCCCGAAGACGCCGGCGGCGACACGUUGUGGGCGUCGGGCUACGAGCUGUACGACCGGCUGUCGCCCGACUUCCAGAAGCUGGCCGAGGGCUUGACGGCGACGCACCACCAGCCGAAUUUCGUCAAGGUGGCCAAGGAGUUUGGCGAGGACCUGAUCGAGCAGGACCGCGGGGCCCCCGAGAACACGGGCAUCGACUUUGCCGCUUCGCACCCCGUCGUGCGCACCAACCCCGUGACCGGGUGGAAGUCGCUGUUCGGCGCGGGCCACCAGAUCGAGCACGGCUGGAUCGACGGGGUCACGCCGCGCGAGAGCGAGAUCCUCAAGGCCUACUUCCUGCAGCUCAUCACCGACAACCACGACCUGCAGGUGCGCUUCCGGUGGAACGAGAACGACCUGGCCGUCUGGGACAACCGCUCCGUCUUCCACACCGCCACCAACGACUACGACGGCAAGCGCCAGGGCAACCGCGUCGUCUCCCUCGGCGAGAGGCCGUACUUUGAUCCCAAGAACUCGGUCUCGCGGCGGCAGGCUCUGGGGAUUUAA